Spea bombifrons (plains spadefoot toad) is the source of this 1286-nucleotide messenger RNA. It is a transcript of the gene MBOAT4, whose product is annotated as membrane bound O-acyltransferase domain containing 4. Bases 1 to 1284 code for a protein of 427 amino acids. Gene Ontology annotation, biological process: peptidyl-serine octanoylation; lipid modification. Gene Ontology annotation, cellular component: endoplasmic reticulum membrane. Gene Ontology annotation, molecular function: serine O-acyltransferase activity. The record is from RefSeq and is a predicted model, not a curated record. NCBI's taxonomy places the organism in Eukaryota, Metazoa, Chordata, Amphibia, Anura, Pelobatidae. The transcript is spliced from 3 exons.
AUGGAUUAUAUUGUGGUGACAUUUCACCAGGUCGCUUUGUACCAGUUGGCUGCAUUUCCAUUUGCCCUGAUGUAUAGUUAUCUCUGUUCCCUUGGCCAUUUGCCUAUCACACUCAGGCAUGUUUAUCUGCUAGUUGGAGGGAUUAUUUUAGCCUUCGUAUCCAUGGGGCCAUUUGCACUACUGCUCCUUACACCUGCCUUGGGCUCCAUUUUGCUGUUUCACAUAGUUAGCUGGAAGUCUGUUCACAGAUGGGCUUUCACUCUGCAGAUGUCCUGGCAAACCGGCUGCCACAUAUGGCUACUAUACAGAGAAUACUACUUACAAGAAGCUAUGACCACAAGGUUGUCAAUAAUGAUUUCAUCCCUUAUGCUACUAACUCAGAAGGUUACAUCUCUUGCCCUGGACAUUCAUGAAAGGCAAAUGACCAUAAUAAUACUUGAUGGUAGUUUGAUGAAGCAUUUUUGUCCUCAGGUUGCACACAAUAUUCUGAUCAUUCUUUCUUACUUCAUGUUCUUCCCUGCCCUGCUGGGAGGUCCCCUGUGCUCAUUUGAAACAUUUCAGCAACAGAUCUGCAAAUCUCAUAUGCCCAAUGGCUUGUGGUCCAUCUGGCUGGUAAUUAAAGGCUGUGCCUUAGCAGUUUUCCUGCGGAUUCUUCAUGCUUUAGUGUAUGAAAAUAUUAACUUGCAGUGCACCCUCAUGGACUGUGAACAACUAAACUGUAUAUACAUCAUGUGGAUUACAGCUUUUUUAUUUAAAUUGACAUAUUAUUCCCAUUGGAUAUUGGAUCAUACCCUUUUUCACGUAGCUGGCUUUGUAACUGAUGUUUAUCACAGUGUUGGCUUCUAUACAGACUUCUCUGAUGCUGAUAUCUGGACCUUGGAAACCACUUGCAAAAUCUCAGUGUUUGCCAGAACCUGGAAUAAGAGUACAGCAAGAUGGCUAAAAAGACUGGUAUUCCAACAUUGCAAGACAAGGCCAUUACUAAUGACAUUUGUCUUCUCUGCGUGGUGGCAUGGAUUCUACCCAGGACAAGUGUUUGGGUUUUUGUGCUGGGCUGCGAUGGUAAAGGCUGAUUAUAGGGUACAUAAUUAUUUAGAUACAUGCCAGAAAACCUGGUAUAUCCAGUCCCUUUGCAAAGCAUUUACCUGGGUUCAGACCCAAUUAAUAAUUGCAUUUAUCAUGAUGGCUGUAGAAAUGCGGAGCUUUGCAAUCGUGUGGGCCCUGUGCACCUCAAGCAAUAGUCUAUUCCCCAUUUUAUAUUGCGUUUCAGCAAUGUUCUUGUAAAA